Messenger RNA from Notechis scutatus (mainland tiger snake), 3711 nucleotides. The record is from RefSeq and is a predicted model, not a curated record. Lineage: Eukaryota; Metazoa; Chordata; Lepidosauria; Squamata; Elapidae.
GAGCGCUUCGAGCGGCGUUUACAGCCGUCGCCGCCACUUGGUUGGAGGGGUCUCUGACCGGAGUUUUGCCGGCGAGUUUCUUCUUUCGCCGGCCCUCCUCCGACCCCCUUCCAGCGCCAUGUACCGGGCCCUGUACGGCUUCCGGUCGGCCGAGCCGAACUCUUUGGCCUUCGCCGUUGGCGAGACCUUCCUGCUGCUGGAGCGGAGCAACCAGCACUGGUGGCUGGUGACCCGGGCGGGCUCCGGGGAGACGGGCUACGUGCCGGCCUCUUACCUGCAGCGCCUACAGGUGCUAGAACAAGAUGUGGUUCUGCAAUCUAUUGAUAGAGCUAUUGAAGCCAUUCAUAAUGAGGCAAUGAAGAAUGGAGGAAAAUACAACUUGGAACAAAGGGAUGUUCUUCAAAAAUUGAUCCAUCAUCGAAAGGAAACAGUUUCCCGCAAAGGGCAUUCACUGUCCACUCAAGGAAUGACCUCAUCCACUAGUGAUCAUCUGGAUCUAGCCAGGCAACCCAAUGGUGUCUGCAGAACUGGAUAUGAACGACACCACAGUUUGCCUAACAAAGACAUCCAGGAGGAAGAAGGUGACCUUUACCAGAUUUCUGCACAGCCAUGCCGUGCCACUCCUCUUAUUCCUCCACCACCAGAGAAACGCAAGAAUGUUCAGACAACUGCGCCCAUUAAAAAUGCAGUUGGAAUCACUUCUGGGUCAGUUUCUAGCACCUCUACUGAAAGCACAACUUCACUGGAUACCUCGUACACGGGUUCCACAGAAUCAGGUCUCCCUACAGCUACACCCAGCCCCGACAACACUCCUCCCCCUGUUCCUAGCAGAAGUGCCCUCACCAUGGCAUCCUCCAGCUUAGAUACGAGUCCUGUAGUGCAAAGAAAGCAUGGGAGUGCCAACAAAUCCCCUCAGACCAAAAGGGCUGCCCCACAACCUCCUGCCCAAAUGGAGGUUUCAGAUACAGGCGGUGAAAAGACCUUAGAAACAAAGAAGACCACACCAGCCACAUCUACAGGGGUAGAAAACUUUGAUUCUCUUUGCCUGGAAGACGAGAAGGCAGCCAAUACAGAGGAGGAGGUGGAACAAGAUUCAUCUGGCCUAGUAACCACCGUGCCAAAGACGAUAGGGGCUGAGUUGAUUGAGUUGAUCCGCAGGAACACAAAUCUCAGCUAUGAGCUCUCCAGAGUUGCCAUAGGGGUAGUAAUUGGGCAUAUUCAGACUUCUGUUCCAGCCCUUAAUAGCAUCAUGGAGCAGAUUCUCAUCUCACUGGUGGAAAGCAAGGAUCUCUGUUCAGGUUUGCCUUCUGGCCAGAUUUGCCAUGAUGAAGAGAGAUUGAAGGUGAUAUUUACAGAUAUGGCUCGGCACAAAGAUGAUGCCCAACAGCGCAGUUGGGCCCUCUAUGAAGAUGAAAAUGUCAUUUAUUGUUAUUUGGAAGAACUGCUUCAGAUUCUGACAGAUGCAGAUCCAGAAGUAUGCAAGAAGAUGUGCAGGAGGAAUGAGUUUGAAUCAGUAUUAUCUCUUGUGACAUAUUAUCAGAUGGAGCACAGAGUUUCAUUACGCCUGCUGCUUCUGAAAUGUUUUGGAGCAAUGUGCAAUUUGGAUGCUGCUAUUAUUUCUGCUCUGGUUAAUUCUGUUCUGCCAAUGGAGCUAGCCCGAGAUAUGCAAACUCAUACCCAAGGAUCAAACUUAGCCCAGGAUGUGCUUCAAUCAACUAAUAAACCCUCUUCUUGUUUCUUAGUUCCAGAGCAUAAUGUGAUCAUGGUUACUGUGAAGAAGCACUCUAACAUCAAAAUAUUUACAGAGAAGCUGCUACUGCUUCUGAAUCGUGGAGAUGAUCCUGUGUGCAUCUUUAAACAUCAGCCCCAGCCUCCGCAUUCUGUGUUGAAAUUUCUUCAAGACAUCUUUGCUUGCAAGGAUACUGCGAGCAUCUUCUACCACACAGACAUGAUGGUAAUGAUCGACAUAAUUGUGCGACAGAUUUCGGAUCUCUCCCCUGGAGAAAAGCUGCGGAUGGAGUACCUGUCUCUGAUGCAUGCCAUCAUGAGGACCACCCCAUACCUACAGCAUAAACAUCGUUUAACCGACCUGCAGGGGACCUUGCAGCGCAUCAUGGUGGAAGCAGAGGACAGCCAGCAGUGCCAGAUGGACAAAAUGAUAAUCCAAGAGAUUUAUAAAGAGUUUCCAGAGAUAGCUCCCGGAGCCAGCUAAUUGAUCAAAGGGAAGAAAUAGUGUGGAAUAAAAAAAAAAUACCUCUUGUGGCUAUGUCUUUCCCAUCCUUUCCACUAGAGCUCCUGCCUUAUAAGACCUGCAGGGGAGCCCUGGAGUUUCAAGGGAGUAUUAAAAGGCCCAACAAAGGAAGUUUCCACAUAGAUGCCCACCAGCGUGAAGUGCAUUAAAAAAUGGCCUUUCUGGGUCUGUGACUGGGGUUGGGGGAGACCUCACAGAUUAGAGGGGGAUUUGGCUUUUUAGCGCCAUCGGCAUGAUUUGACUGAAAGCAGGAGAAUAUUAUUAUUAUUAUUAUCUCCCCGGUGAUUUUUGCACUAAAAAAAAAAAGGGACAAGGGUGAUUUAAAUAACUUUAUGCUGUCCUUAAGAUCGCAAAGCAAGAAGUCUCCAUCAUAAUUACCUGCUUCUUCACACAUUUGUUGUUAUGCAGCUAGUUACAAAAUGGAGUAAGCCAAUGAUAUGAACAACAUAUGCUUCGGUAAUUUCGUGUCCGCAACAUCUAGUGCAAAGUUGCUACACUGCUAGUGAUGAGGGGGAAAUGACUUGUUUCUCCCAAUGUGCCCAGUGAGUUUUCUGAUCCAUGUAUACCUAUAUGGGUUCAACAUGCCAAGCUCCAUUCAUGACCCUGAUCCAAGCAAGCGCCCGCUCGUCUUAAAUGCUUAAUCCAGUGGUGUUUACAUCUGAGUUUCUUGCACGCCGAACAAGGACAAGAAUACUGAUUGUCCAGGCACUGCAGCAAGAGAUCCUUCAAACAGCCUGCUACUUAGACUCACCGUUAAGGCGUACCCUCUUUGAAAAACACUGCUUCUUUCCUGGUAUGUGCUAGUAUUUUUGCCUCUGGCACUGCACGUAUGAGCACGGUGUCUGUAAGUGGCAACGCACAGUGCGUGAUCAGCCUGCGGGUGUUUUUUGCCUUGAGCUUAGUAGCAAUUGGUUCUGCCUAGCUUUACCUUUUUUUAUGUUCAAAAAGCUACCUGAGCCUGAUGUCUGCUACUGCUGCUCCUUAAUAUGCACAAGUUGGGAGAUACCUAAUUCCUCCAGAUCUGCUGCAAAGUAGAUUUGCCCCCUUUCCCAUUGGGAAAGCCUUUGAUGGACUGGGGCUGUAAUAUCUCAAUAAACAUGCAUGCUGCCACAGCUCUUUAUAGUGGGUAAAUAAGAGCUUUGCAACCAUUGCUGUAGCAGUAGCCUGUAUUUGAACUGGAAACAUUUGGAUAACCUCUAUAAAUCUAAUGGAUGCAGAAAUAAAUUUGAAACAGUUCCUUAGGAUAGGGCAUCUAUUUGACAGCAGUGUCCAUCUAGGGAGCCUCUGUCAUUUUCUGUCUUUCAAGUAGAGAAUCAAUACAUGUGCCAUCCAAAAUAAACAAGCAGAUAUAUAUAUAUCCCUUGUGAAUGUUGAAAAGGACUUGUAUUUUCAUAGAAUCAAAUUCCUUGUGAAUGUUGAAAGGGAAUUGUAUUUUCGUAGAAGCAAAUAAAUGUAGUCCA